This is a messenger RNA of Lynx canadensis (Canada lynx), 3713 nucleotides long. RefSeq names its product cadherin 2 (gene CDH2). The transcript has 16 exons. Gene Ontology annotation, cellular component: plasma membrane; catenin complex; intercalated disc. Gene Ontology annotation, molecular function: cadherin binding; calcium ion binding. The record is from RefSeq and is a predicted model, not a curated record. NCBI's taxonomy places the organism in Eukaryota, Metazoa, Chordata, Mammalia, Carnivora, Felidae. Bases 44 to 2764 code for a protein of 906 amino acids. Gene Ontology annotation, biological process: cell-cell junction assembly; regulation of synaptic transmission, glutamatergic; adherens junction organization.
CCGCCGCCGCCUCCGGCUCCUCGCUCGGCCCCUCUCCGCCUCCAUGUGCCGGAUAGUGGGAGCGCCGCGGACCCUGCUGCCGCUGCUGGCGGCCCUGCUUCAGGCGUCUGUAGAGGCUUCUGGUGAAAUCGCAUUAUGCAAGACUGGAUUUCCUGAAGAUGUUUACAGUGCAGUCUUAUCGCAGGAUGUGCAUGAAGGACAGCCUCUUCUCAAUGUAAAAUUCAGCAACUGCAAUGGGAAAAGGAAAGUACAGUAUGAAAGCAGUGAGCCAGCAGAUUUUAAGGUGGAUGAAGACGGCAUGGUGUAUGCCGUGAGAAGCUUUCCCCUCUCCUCCGAGCAUGCGAAGUUCCUGAUUUAUGCCCAAGACAAAGAGACUCAGGAAAAGUGGCAAGUAGCAGUAAAAUUGAGCCUCAAGCCAACCUUACCUGAGGAUGCAGUGAAGGAAUCACAAGAAAUUGAAGAAAUAGUAUUCCCAAGACAAGCGACUAAGCACAAUGGCCACCUACAAAGGCAGAAGAGAGACUGGGUUAUCCCUCCAAUCAACUUGCCAGAAAAUUCCAGAGGACCUUUUCCUCAAGAGCUUGUCAGGAUCAGGUCCGAUAGAGAUAAAAACCUUUCACUACGGUAUAGCGUGACGGGGCCAGGAGCUGACCAGCCUCCGACUGGUAUCUUCAUUAUCAACCCCAUCUCAGGCCAGCUGUCAGUAACCAAGCCUCUGGACCGUGAGCUGAUAGCCCGGUUUCAUUUGAGGGCACACGCAGUGGAUAUUAACGGGAACCAAGUGGAGAACCCCAUUGACAUUGUCAUCAAUGUUAUUGAUAUGAACGAUAACAGACCAGAGUUCUUACACCAGGUUUGGAAUGGGACAGUUCCUGAGGGGUCCAAGCCCGGGACAUACGUGAUGACAGUCACUGCUAUUGAUGCUGAUGAUCCAAACGCCCUAAACGGGAUGUUGAGGUACAGAAUCCUGUCCCAGGCUCCAAGCACCCCUUCGCCCAACAUGUUUACAAUCAACAAUGAGACUGGUGAUAUUAUCACCGUGGCAGCUGGACUUGAUAGAGAAAAAGUGCAACAGUAUACGUUAAUAAUUCAAGCUACAGACAUGGAAGGCAAUCCCACAUACGGCCUUUCAAACACAGCUACGGCUGUCAUCACGGUGACAGAUGUCAAUGACAAUCCUCCAGAGUUUACUGCUAUGACAUUCUAUGGCGAGGUCCCUGAAAACAGGGUAGAUGUCAUAGUAGCUAAUCUAACUGUGACCGAUAAGGAUCAGCCCCAUACGCCGGCCUGGAAUGCCAUGUACAGAAUCAGCGGCGGGGAUCCCACAGGGCGAUUUGCCAUUCAGACAGACCCGAACAGCAAUGACGGCUUAGUCACUGUCGCCAAACCAAUUGACUUUGAAACAAAUAGGAUGUUUGUCCUUACUGUUGCUGCUGAAAAUCAAGUGCCAUUAGCCAAGGGUAUUCAGCACCCACCUCAGUCAACUGCAACCGUGUCUGUCACAGUUAUUGAUGUGAAUGAAAACCCUUAUUUUGCCCCAAAUCCCAAGAUCAUUCGCCAAGAAGAAGGCCUUCAUGCUGGUACCAUGUUAACAACAUUUACUGCUCAGGAUCCUGAUCGAUAUAUGCAGCAAAAUAUUAGAUACACAAAAUUAUCUGAUCCUGCCAAUUGGCUAAAAAUAGAUCCUGUGAAUGGGCAAAUAACAACAAUUGCUGUUUUGGACAGAGAAUCACCAAAUGUGAAAAAUAAUAUAUAUAAUGCCACUUUCCUUGCUUCUGACAAUGGAAUCCCCCCUAUGAGCGGAACGGGAACCCUGCAGAUCUAUUUACUUGAUAUUAAUGACAAUGCCCCUCAAGUGUUACCUCAAGAGGCAGAGACUUGCGAAACUCCAGACCCCAAUUCAAUUAACAUCACAGCACUUGAUUAUGACAUCGAUCCAAAUGCUGGACCAUUUGCUUUUGAUCUUCCUUUGUCUCCAGUGACUAUUAAGAGAAAUUGGACCAUCACUCGGCUUAAUGGUGAUUUUGCUCAACUUAAUUUGAAGAUAAAAUUUCUGGAAGCUGGGAUAUAUGAAGUUCCAAUCAUAAUCACAGAUUCGGGUAAUCCUCCCAAGUCAAAUAUAUCCAUCCUUCGCGUGAAGGUCUGCCAGUGUGACUCCAAUGGGGACUGCACCGAUGUGGACAGAAUUGUGGGUGCAGGGCUUGGCACAGGAGCCAUUAUCGCCAUCCUCCUUUGCAUCAUCAUCCUGCUCAUCCUCGUUCUGAUGUUUGUGGUAUGGAUGAAACGCCGGGAUAAAGAGCGCCAGGCCAAGCAACUUUUAAUUGAUCCAGAAGAUGAUGUAAGAGAUAAUAUUUUAAAAUAUGAUGAAGAAGGUGGAGGAGAAGAAGAUCAGGAUUACGACUUGAGCCAGCUGCAGCAGCCUGAUACCGUGGAACCUGAUGCCAUUAAGCCUGUAGGAAUCCGACGACUGGACGAGAGACCCAUCCAUGCCGAGCCCCAGUACCCAGUCCGAUCUGCAGCCCCGCACCCUGGGGACAUCGGGGACUUCAUUAAUGAGGGCCUUAAAGCUGCUGACAAUGAUCCCACCGCUCCGCCAUACGACUCCCUCUUAGUCUUUGACUAUGAAGGCAGCGGCUCCACCGCUGGGUCCUUGAGCUCUCUUAAUUCCUCAAGUAGUGGUGGCGAGCAGGACUAUGACUACCUGAACGACUGGGGGCCACGCUUCAAGAAACUUGCUGACAUGUAUGGUGGAGGUGAUGACUGAACUUCAGGGUGAACUUGGUUUUUGGACAAGUACAAACAAUUUCAACUGAUAUUCCCAAAAAGCAUUCAGAAGCUAGGCUUUAACUUUGUAGUCUACUAGCACAGUGCUUGCUGGAGGCUUUGGCAUAGGCUGCAAACCAAUUUGGGCUCAGAGGGAAUAUCAGUGAUCCAAUACUGUUUGGAAAAACACUGAGCUCAGUUACACUUGAAUUUUACAGUACAGAAGCACUGGGAUUUUAUGUGCCUUUUUGUACCUUUUUCAGAUUGGAAUUAGUUUUAUGUUUAAGGCUUUAAUGGUACUGAUUUCUGAAACGAUAAGUAAAAGACAAAAUAUUUUGUGGUGGGAGCAGUAAGUUAAACCAUGAUAUGCUUCAAUACGCUUUUGUUACAUUGCAUUUGCUUUUAUUAAAACACAGAAUUAAACAAACACAAAACAAAAACUCAUGGAGCGAUUUUAUUAUCUUGGGGGAUGAGACCAUGAGAUUGGAAAAUGUACAUUACUUCUAGUUUUAGACUUUAGAUUUUUUUUUCACUAAAAUCUUAAAACUUACGCAGCUGGUUGCAAAUAAAGGGAGUUUUCAUAUCACCAAUUUGUAGCAAAAUUGAAUUUUUUCAUAAACUAGAAUGUUAGAUACAUUUUGGUCUUAAUCCAUGUACACUUUUUUUAUUUACUGUAUUUUUUCCACUUCACUGUAAAAAUGGUAUGUGUACAUAAUGUUUUAUUGGCAUAGUCUAUGGAGAAGUACAGAAACUUCAGAACAUGUGUAUGUAUUAUUUGGACUAUGGAUUCAGGUUUUUUGCAUGUUUAUAUCUUUCGUUAUGGAUAAAGUAUUUACAAGACAAAGUGACAUUUGAUUCAAUUGUUGAGCUGUAGUUAGAAUACUCAAUUUUUAAUUUUUUAAUUUUUUUUUUAUUUUUUAUUUUCUUUUUUGUUUGGGGAGGGAGAAAAG